AUGGAUGUAACUGUUGCUUCAAAUCUUUCAGGUCAUAUUCCUUCCUCAUUGGAGAAUCUAGCAGCGCUUGAGUCACUGGAUCUCUCUUCCAACAAGCUUGUCGGGGAGAUUCCUAUGCAGUUGACUGGUUUGAAAUUUCUUGAAGUGUUAAACCUGUCACAGAACCAGCUUGUUGGGCUUAUACCUCAGGGAAAUCAAUUCAAUACCUUUCUGAAUGAUUACUAUGGUGGCAACUUGGGAUUGUGCGGAUUUCUUGUGUCAAAGACGUGUGGCAAGGGAGACGCACAAGAACCACCAGAAACUGCUUUUCACGAGGAAGGACUUUUUUCUUCUCCAUUGGACUGGAAAUUUGUAAUGAUAGGUUAUGGAUGUGGAUGGGUGCUUGGAUUAUCUGCAGGAUAUAUCAUAUUGACAAUUGGAAAACCAGAAUGGCUUGUUAGGAUGGUUCAAAGAGUAGGCUACAAAAUUCUGAGUCCUACGUAUUCUUUUCCUAAGACAGACUCAUGGAAGGAAGAUUCAGAUUUCUGUUUAUGGGAUGGAGUCACUUGCGAUGGCGUUACAGGUCAUGUGAUUGGCCUUGAUCUUAGUUGCAGUUGGCUUUAUGGUACCAUUCCUUCCAACAGCACUCUUUUCCUCCUUCAACACUUGAAGAGGCUCAAUCUCGCAUUUAACAAUUUCGGGCAAUCCAAGAUUUCAGCUAAGUUUGGUCAGUUCCCAAAUUUAACACAUCUUAACCUCUCUAGUUCAUUUUUUUCAGGCCAAGUUCCAUCCGAAAUCUCACAUCUUUCCAAGCUAGUUUCACUUGAUCUGUCUAGGUUCAGUCUACCUCGUGUCGGUGAACAAGACCCGUUCCAUGAACUGAAGCUUGAAACAACAACUCUAAAAAGGUUAGCUCAGAACUUUAGCGAGGUAGAAGAACUUUUCCUUGCUGGAAUAGACAUGUGUUCAGUUGACCCUGUUCACUUAGUGAACCUUUCUGCCUCUUUGACAUCUCUUAGUCUGGAUGAUUGUGGAUUAAAUGGGACAAUUUCGGACAGAAUUUUUCAAUUUUCAAAUCUGAAGUUGCUCAAAUUAGGUAACAACCCUGAUCUUCUGGUUUAUCUUCUCCUGUGGCGUGUUAAGAUGCGCACUUUGCUAGUGCAACAAGGACUGUUGAAGGCAUUGAAGGGAAAAGAGUAUCUUCUUUCGAAUUUAUCUGAUGGUGAGAAAGAUGACCUUAUGGAGAAAGCACAUAGUGCUAUUCUCCUAGCUUUGUCUGAUGAGGUGCUAAGAGAAGUCACGGAUGAAGAAUCUGCUGCUUUAGUGUGGCUUAAACUCGAAAGUAUUUAUAUGACUAAAUCCCUGACGAAUCGGCUUUAUAUGAAGCAACGAUUGUAUACUCUCAAGAUAAGUGAAGUAAAGAAAAUAGCUACAGAUGAAAAUCCGGCAGAUAUGCUAACUAAGUCAGUUUCUGGGAUAAAGUUCAAGCAUUGCUUGGACUUGAUCGGUGUUCGUAGUGCUUUAGGCCAAUUGGGGCAGUGGCGGUGUCGACAGAGAUUGGUUCGUAAGGUGGAGCUUGGUGAAUUCAAGCCUAAGGGUCAUAUUCCAAGCUCAAUCUUUCAACUUGUAAACCUCACCGUACUUGAUCUAUCAUUAAAUAAUGUUAGUGGCAUUGUUGAGUUAGACAUGUUUUCCCAGCUCCAAAAUCUUGAAUCACUCGAUCUUUCUCUUAAUAGUCUGUCACUGAGCUUAGAGAAUCAUGUCGACUACACAUGGACCAAAGUCCAGUCCUUGUCAUUGUCAUCUUGUAACUUGAGUGAAUUCCCCAAUUUCUUGAGAGGUUCAAAAGCGUUGAAGUUUUUAGACCUUUCCAAAAAUAGAAUUCAAGGCAAGAUUCCCAAAUGGAUGUGGAAUGUGGGGAAGGAAUCUUUGUUACAGUUAUACCUUGAUCAUAAUUUUCUAACAGGUCAUUUGCAAUUCCCAUGGAGGAAUGCUGUAAUUCUCUACCUCCAAUCUAACCUGUUUCAAGGAGUGCUUCCAAUUCCACCCGUUCAGACAUCUUUCUUUUCCAUCGCGAACAAUUACAUAACGGGGGAGAUUCCUUCUUUCAUUUGCACGGAUCUGAGGGCAAAUAAUUUUCAUGGAACCAUCCCCAAAUCAAUUGUGGAACCCUGUAGCUUAGAGAAUCUCAACUUCCAUGGAAACCAAAUGGAAGGGUUGUUACCAAGAUCUUUGGCCAAUUGUAGGAACCUGAAGGUUCUAGACCUUGGCAAGAACAAAUUCACGGGUACAUUUCCCAAUUGGUUGGAAACUCUUCCAAUGCUGCAACAGAAGUUCUUCAAAAUACGUGGAAGGAAGUCGUCAUAUGAUUAUUCAGUAGUUCUGACAAUAAAAGGACAAGAGGUUGAAUUGGUGAAAGUUUUAACCAUAUUCACAAGCAUUGAUCUCUCCAAUAACUACUUCCAGGGCGUGAUUCCAGAAGUUAUAGGAAAGCUUAAUUCACUCAUAGUGUUUAAUCUUUCUCAUAACAACUUCUUUGGUCAUAUUCCACCAUCCAUUGGAAACUUGACCAAUCUUGAAUGGUUAGAUUUCUCAUUGAACAAGCUUAUUGGCAAGAUACCUCGGGAAUUGGUAGAUUUGACAUUUCUUGCCAUUUUAAAUCUUUCCAAGAAUCAACUUGUUGGACCUAUACCUCAAGCCAAACAAUUCAACACCUUCGAAAACAGUUCAUAUGAAGGAAACGUUGGGUUAUGUGGCUUUCCACUGUUGAAAGCUUGCAAUGAAAUCGAGAUGCAAAAGCCCACCAUAGCGAUGAAGGAAUCAGGAAUUGGAUAUGGGUGGAAAGUUGUGUUGAUGGGGUAUGGAUGUGGUUUGAUAUUUGGACUGACUGGUGGAUAUCUGGUCUUUCAAACAGGAAAACCAAAAUGGAUUAUAAAUUUGGUCGAGGGAAAACAGCUUCAAAAGGCGAAAAGAUCAAGGAAGAAAAAAAUGCUUGUAGUCGUUUCGAAAGAAGUAACUAGUUACAAUAGGGGCGGCCUUCCAUAUUUUGCCAGUGCAUUUUGGAAUCAAUGUCUUGGCUAA
Molecule: messenger RNA, 3060 nt
Organism: Theobroma cacao (cacao)
Lineage: Eukaryota; Viridiplantae; Streptophyta; Magnoliopsida; Malvales; Malvaceae
Source: RefSeq, a predicted model, not a curated record